UCUCAACUCAACCACUGAGAACUUCUCAAUCGAUCAGGAGUCGACCACUCAGGAGUCAGGACAAGGAGGUAGCCAUGGCGACGGAUGCAGGGAAGAAGGCGUAUGUUGUUGCCAUGGUGAUCCAGGUGAUCUACACCGGCAUGUACGUCGUCUCCAAGGCGGCCUUCGAUGGCGGCAUGAACACCUUCGUCUUCAUCUUCUACCGCCAGGCAGCCGCCACUCUCCUCUUGCUACCCCUCGCCAUCCUCCUCGAGAGGAGGAACGCGCCACCCAUGUCACUGUGGUUGUUCACCAAGAUCUUCAUGUACGCUCUACUCGGGAACACGGUGAGCAUGAACCUGCACAACAUCAGCCUCAAGUACACCUCGGCGACGGUGGCAUCAGCCACGAGCAACUCCAUCCCCGUCAUCACCUUCCUCUUCGCCGUCCUCCUCCACCUCGAAGCCAUCAAGCUCCGCGCCGCUUCGGGCACGGCGAAGCUCGCCGGCGUCGCGCUCUGCGUGGCCGGCAUCCUCGUCAUCGCCCUCUACGCCGGGCCGCCGCUCAGCCCCCUCAACCACCACCGCGCCUUCCACGCGCACGCCGCCGCCACGGCCGCCGGGAAGCAGGGGGAGUGGAUGAAAGGCACGUUCCUGAUGCUCCUGGCCAACGUGACGUGGUCCCUCUGGAUCGUCCUCCAGGCGCGCCUCCUCAAGGAGUACCCCAACAAGCUGCUGGCCACGGCGCUGCAGUGCCUGCUAAGCACGGUGCAGUCGCUCGCGCUGGCCGCGGCCGUGACCGCUGGCGGCGGGGAGGACAUGUCGGCUGCGUGGACGCUGCGGCUGGACGUGGGUCUCGUCGCCGUCGCCUACUCCGGGUUCGUGGUCACGGGGGUGUCCUUCUACCUGCAGGCGUGGUGCAUCGAGAGGCGGGGCCCCGUGUUCCUGGCCAUGUCUAAUCCGGUGGGGCUCGUGCUCACCGUGUUCUGCUCCUCCUUCUUCCUCGGCGAGGUCGUCCACCUCGGCAGCGUCCUCGGUGGGGCGCUCCUGGUCGCCGGGCUGUACAGCGUGCUCUGGGGGAAGAGCAAGGAGCAGCCGGCGCCGCCCCCGCUUAGUGCAGCUCCUGCAUCAGCAACCACCAUGAAACAAGGAUGCGAUGGUAGCAAUGCUCGCACCGGCGCCAUGAACAAGGAAGAUGACGACGAGGUGAAACCGGAGGAGGAGAGGAGAACCAAGCUGGAUUCACAGGUGUAGCUGGGAAAUACGUACUACAGAGUUACAGCAGCCAUGCAUCCUGCAGGCAGGCAGGUCGGCCACGAGGAGCUGUUUCGUCUGACAGAGACUCUUGAAUGUAAUGCAUAAUACAGCACUAGGAAAUGCACGAGUAGUACUAGAAACUUUAUGAACCAUCGUCAUCCAAGGGCUGAAACGCAAGUGGCAGAGGAUAAUUGCUGGUAUGUAACGGGAGCGGCUAUUUCUAAGAUGACAUGGGAAAUUCAUAUUUCUAACUGGAUGAUUCAGCUUUGUUUU
Triticum dicoccoides is the source of this 1508-nucleotide messenger RNA. Its product is annotated as WAT1-related protein At5g64700-like. Gene Ontology annotation, cellular component: membrane. Bases 75 to 1232 code for a protein of 385 amino acids. Gene Ontology annotation, molecular function: transmembrane transporter activity. The transcript is spliced from 3 exons. The record is from RefSeq and is a predicted model, not a curated record. NCBI's taxonomy places the organism in Eukaryota, Viridiplantae, Streptophyta, Magnoliopsida, Poales, Poaceae.